AUGAAAUCAGAUAUAGACCAUCUGUGUGACAGGGCAUGCGUAUCUGAAGAGUCUUGUAUGUCAUCGCAUAGCCUGGAUGAAGAAUUGAGCAAUGAGUUGUCGGAUGAGCAGAUUGAGUACGAAGUGAUUGAUUAUGAUGCAGGCAUCCAGGAGCAAGUGGCAAUGGUUAUGGGCCAGUCAAAACUGUUUAAAGCAUUUGGAAGUCUUUGCGAGUGUUUUUUUUGUCCAAAGGCACUGGUCAGUGGGGAUUUGGUCUUAUCAUUCUGUGUGUUUGUUCCGUUAGCAAGUAUGGAUAUGGCGUCUCAUGAAGUGCUUGUGAAGAAAAUAAACCAGCUGAUUAAUAAGACAAAUGUGAGCUUUUCAAUGGAUGAUGUCUAUGUAUUUUGUGUGGAACGGGCAGGAGACAUCCCAUUGGAGAUGGUUUUGGAUAUGUAUAGAGCCUUGAGGUAUGCAAAGCUGAAGUACAUUGUUUUUAUUUCCAGAGUUGUGCAAUGCAAGGGAGCUGAUGCAAGAGAAGCAGCAAAGGAAUUUAGUGAGUAUAAGCAGGCCGACCUAAGCGUAAUGCCAGUCAGAGGCGAGGAGGUGCUGAUACUAUCGUCUUAUGUCUGUAAGGAAGAUGUAAGAAUUGGUGGGAGUGUGUUUAGAUUGUUUCUGCUGAGCAGCAGGAUGUUUGGGUCCUUUAUAGGACGUUUUGCGAAGAAAGUAGGCAGAAGAUGA
Molecule: messenger RNA, 717 nt
Organism: Ordospora pajunii
Lineage: Eukaryota; Fungi; Microsporidia; Ordosporidae
Exons: 1
Coding region: 1-717 (238 amino acids)
Source: RefSeq, a predicted model, not a curated record